AUGUUCGGCCCCUUCCGUCUCACAAACCCGCUAUCCGGUGGCUUGCUCUGGAAAAUCCCCUGGCGCCUGUCCCGCCACCAGAAGUACCGACAGCGCGAGCGCCUACGAAACGUUGACGGCAUUGUUGCGACACUCGACAAUGCGCUGGCAAGGACGGGACUGAGCAUGAAGAAGGUCGACAGGUGGAAGAUGGAGAUGCCUACUGAGCAGGAAAUGCUGCCAAAGGACAAAUACACAGUAUUUGACAGGAAAGUGAAGAGAUACAGGAAGGGAAUCCACAAGGUACCAAAGUGGACAAGAGUCAGCCAGAGACUUAACCCUCCUGGUUUCUGA
Molecule: messenger RNA, 333 nt
Organism: Ascochyta rabiei
Lineage: Eukaryota; Fungi; Ascomycota; Dothideomycetes; Pleosporales; Didymellaceae
Exons: 3
Coding region: 1-333 (110 amino acids)
Cellular component (GO): mitochondrial large ribosomal subunit
Molecular function (GO): structural constituent of ribosome
Source: RefSeq, a predicted model, not a curated record